Messenger RNA from Colias croceus (clouded yellow), 1544 nucleotides. Its product is annotated as LETM1 domain-containing protein 1. Gene Ontology annotation, molecular function: ribosome binding. NCBI's taxonomy places the organism in Eukaryota, Metazoa, Arthropoda, Insecta, Lepidoptera, Pieridae. The record is from RefSeq and is a predicted model, not a curated record. The transcript has 4 exons. Gene Ontology annotation, cellular component: mitochondrial inner membrane. The coding region runs from base 59 to 1132 and encodes 357 amino acids. Gene Ontology annotation, biological process: intracellular monoatomic cation homeostasis.
UAUUGGUGCGGUAUACAUAACGAUAGAAAAUUGAAUUCAAAAAAUAAAAAAAUAUAAGAUGUCUAUCUAUAGAAUUGUUACAGUAUCUAGAUUAUUAUUGCAAUGCAAUCGCUCCAGUACUGUAUUAGCAUUAAAAUAUCAGGAUAUCGACAGAAACAGAUUUACGAACGAAAGAUUAAAACAUACAAAAGCCAUAAAAAAUGAGAGUGCAAAAUUCAGAACAUACAUUGUUCAACGGUAUAUUGAAUAUGUCAAAAACUAUACAAAGGUACUUGAGACCAGAUUUCCUGCAGCCAUGAGAAUGUACAGAGUAUUUAGUAUUGGUAUAAAGGAUUUCCUCCGAGAUCUUAAAGCAUAUAUAUCCUUAAGAAUAAAAUUUGCAAGGGAUCAAGGUUUUUCGAAUAUGAGUCGGCAAGACAUUGAACUCUAUGAAAAGAUGCCUUCAGAUAUGUGGAAAAUAGCACCUGUUUUAGUUUUAUCAGCCAUUCCCUUUGGAAAUUAUAUAAUCUUCCCAUUAGCAUUUUUGAAGCCAAAAAAACUUUUAAGCUCACAUUUUUGGUCAAUACAACAGCGGGUAGAAUUCUCAGUUCAGGAUUUGCGGGAUCGCUUGAAAUAUAACCGUUCAGUAUUCAGAGCCUUGCAGGAGAAAUUAGAUUUGAUUCCAGAGGGUCAAGUAAAGGAGAAGUGGGAAAGAAUAAUUGCUCUACUGGGUUCAGGAGUUCACCCUACAGCUAAUGAUAUUAUUGAAUGUAAAGAACUCUUUAUGAAGGAGCCCUAUCAUUUAGCACAAUUGUCAUAUACACAUGUGGGACACCUUUUAAAAAUGCAUGGUCUAAGGAAAAGUGUGUUUCGCAGGAAGAAACUUAAAUACAGAGCAUUAAUCCUAUUGGAAAUGGAUAAAGCUAUAAUAAGAGAGGGUGGUGUUGACAAUUUGGGAUCAGAUACUUUAAGGAAUGCAUGUCACAUACGCGGUUUAAAUGGUAGCCAUUUGUCAAAUCAAAAUAUGAAGGACUGGCUUCAGCAAUGGUUACUAGUAUCACAAAAUGUUGACUCAAAUUCAUAUUCUUUAUUAUUGCAUUGUCCAAUACUGUUUGCCUACAAUCACCCACAAAAUUGGGUUUUGAUUUAUUAAAAUCUUCAUGAAAAAUUAAGUUAAUACCAUAAUAAUUAGCUAAUUUAUAAUAUGUUCUUAUACUUUUAGAAAAAUAAUUUGUUUUUUAAUUUUUAAUCUAAAAAAAGGAGCAUUAAACUUUAAUGUAUAAAGUAAAAUGCUGACAGAUGCAUAAAUAUCAGUAUGAAACACAAAGGUGGAAACACUAAGGAUUAUUACCAACAUCUUUCAUUAAACUCACAUUUAGCUCAAUUACUUUUCUAUUCUAUUCUUGUCUAUAUUUGUUGUAUACUAUGUAUAAUAACAUACUAUUUAUUCCCAAAGAUAGCUUUAUUUUUGCUUUUGUUGAACUUGCAAGUAUUUACUUUUUAUAAAGUAUUGUUGGAAUGUUUAUAUGUGAGCUUAUAAUUAAUAAAUUAUAUUUGUUACAUAA